GGUGGAACGCUUAUAUACCUAAAAUAUAUAAGGGGAAACAAAUACAUAGCCGCGCUCUUAUAUACCUUCGCUCUCACAACGACUGUCGGAUGGGAACUCAGCAGUCUGUCGAGUAGAGCGAAAUCGUGCUGUUAGAAUAUGGAAUAAACGCAUAUACACAGAAGAGAGUGAAGUGAACGGUAUUUAUUUACAGCGCACGAUGCCACUUUUGUGUCAUUUUUGUGUACCUACGCCAAGCAUACGUCGCGCAAUUUCAUUUAUUAGUGGUGCCGGGAAAAUUGUGCGUAAAGUGUAAGUUUUAAGGUUAUGUGCUUGUGCGUUAAGGUUGUUAAUCGCGUGUGUUUCGAAUGGGAAAUAAUUGUAAAAAGUGAUCGAUCACGUGGUUGCAGUGCGUUAAUUGUGAUUUGACAGUUGGAUUUAAGUACUUACAUAACUUCAAGUAAAAUCCGCCGAGUUCAAGGUUCUUCGAGUUGCUGUUAUCAGUGAAAGUCGGGAUUAUAUGGUUCGAGCCGACAAAGACGACGAGGAUCCCGGAAUUGUGCAGGAAACAGAAGCAGCAGUACCACGGCCACGGUAUCGCCAUGACGACGCCGAACGCGACGCCGAAACCUGAAAGAAUUAAGCUAGUCGAAAUUAAUCCCCAUCUCACAUGCUACCUAUGCAAAGGAUAUUACGUAGACGCGACGACUAUUUCUGAGUGUCUCCAUUCGUUCUGCAGAAGCUGCAUCAUAAAGUUCCUCCACAAGCACAGCUACUGUCCAAUAUGCGAGGUUAUCAUCAACAAGGCGAAGCCGAAUCUUAAAUUGGACAAGACGCUGCAGGACAUUGUAUAUAAACUAGUACCUGAAUUAUUUUUAAACGAAAUGAAGAGGCGACAGCGCUUCUACAGGGAUCAGCCCGACUUAGCUGCCAAGGUAACCCUCGAGGAGCGAGGCGAAGAUACGGAGAGAACGAUAUUUAAUCCUAGGGACACUAUCAGUUUGGCGAUUGAGUAUAUAAGGUGGAUUCUUCCAUUCUUGAGUUAUGUUAACACGUCCUGGGUCAAUCAGGUCGACAAAUCCGGUUCCUAA
Messenger RNA from Photinus pyralis (common eastern firefly), 1070 nucleotides. Its product is annotated as polycomb complex protein BMI-1-A-like. The record is from RefSeq and is a predicted model, not a curated record. Lineage: Eukaryota; Metazoa; Arthropoda; Insecta; Coleoptera; Lampyridae. Gene Ontology annotation, cellular component: PRC1 complex. Bases 582 to 1070 code for a protein of 162 amino acids. Gene Ontology annotation, molecular function: promoter-specific chromatin binding. The transcript is spliced from 6 exons. Gene Ontology annotation, biological process: negative regulation of transcription by RNA polymerase II.